Messenger RNA from Sinocyclocheilus anshuiensis, 5436 nucleotides. RefSeq names its product ubiquitin specific peptidase 43a (gene usp43a). NCBI's taxonomy places the organism in Eukaryota, Metazoa, Chordata, Actinopteri, Cypriniformes, Cyprinidae. The transcript has 15 exons. Gene Ontology annotation, molecular function: cysteine-type deubiquitinase activity. Bases 456 to 3953 code for a protein of 1165 amino acids. The record is from RefSeq and is a predicted model, not a curated record. Gene Ontology annotation, biological process: protein deubiquitination.
GGCUAAUAAGAUUCAUAGUGGGAGGGUAGAAAGCCGUGUAUCUACCAUUCAGACGCAUUUACUCCAACCAGAAGCCAGAGAAAGAGAGAGCGGGCGACAAACAGCCAGUAAUGGUCAUCCACACACAAGUAUGCUUGUAGGUGUGGUGUAAAGAACAAGAGUUGUGUCUGAAGCGUGGAGUUAAGCCCAGUGUAAUUCCAGGUGCGUACAAGAGCGUCAUGGAUAAAGCGAAACUAGCGCAGCUGAGAUCAGUGAUAGGGAAUGUCGGGGACGCGUUAGUCAUCACGAGCCUCGGCGCAGACACCGGUGCCUUUACAGUCUGUUUUUCGUCGUCGUGAUGCUUUAGUGAUGUAGGUUUUCGAGACGCACAGGUGGGAGCGCCGUGUCUUCACACUAUAGUGCACUUGUUUUUCUUUCUGACUUCCACUGAUCGGUUUGGGUGAAACAGACUAAACAUGGAUACGCCGAGGGAAACCAGGAAACAAACAAUCAAAGCCAAAUCAACCAAGCGCAAGAAUAAGACGCACAAGUCCCAGAAGCUGUUCAGAAGGAAAUCGCUAAAAUCGCUUGGAAAUUUUAUGAGCAGGAUUGUCAAAACUUUGGGGACUUUGGCACACUUGGGGGACGCGGACCAGCUGGACGCGGCGGAGGAUGAUGAUGGUGGGUUUGGAGACACUCUGGGCGCCCACAACUCUGGGAAUCACAGAGAGAGCUCGCUGAGGAAGACCGCUGCGCCCUCAUCUUCUUAUGGGUCUGUCAAAGAAAGACUGUCCUGGUGUUACGGCGAGAAAACUCCGGGAGUUCAGGGUCUGAAGAACCAUGGAAACACCUGUUUCAUGAACGCCGUGGUGCAGUGCUUGAGUAACACGGUACUUCUGGCAGAGUAUUUGGGUCUGGAGCAGUAUAAAUGUGAAUUCAAUGAGCGGAAGAUCAACAGGACGAUGAAGAGUGAGGAGGUCAGGGGGGAGGUGACGGAGAAGCUGGCAUCGCUAGUGAGGGCGCUCUGGACGCUCGAUUACACGCCUCAGCUGUCAGUGGAAUUUAAGAGUGUUGUGUCCAAGUAUGGCUCUCAGUUCAAGGGGAACGCUCAACAUGAUGCUUUGGAGUUCCUGCUGUGGCUUCUGGACAGUGUACAUGAGGACGCCAGCCUCCCCACCAACAGCAACCACAACAGCAAAACCAAAUCAUCCAGCAAGGGUCCUGUGGGAUUGGAGGAGAGUUCAUGCCCUGGCCCAGCAAACUCACAGCAGCCUGGAACUCGACACAGUUUCGUACAAGAGCACUUCCAAGCUCAGUACAGGUCAUCACUGACGUGCCCUCAUUGCCUUAAACAGAGCAACACUUUUGACCCUUUCCUGUGUAUUUCACUUCCAAUCCCACUGCGACAGACCAGGGCCCUGAAUGUGAUUCUGGUGUUCAACACUGAAGGUCAGCGGUUUCUGAGAGUAGGGUUGGCUGUGCCUCUUUUUGGGUCUAUCUCAACAAUCAGGGCCAUGGUAGCAGAGGAGGGCAAGAUCUCUCCAGACCAGGUGAUUUUGACAGAGAUGAACUCAAAUGGGUUCCAGCGCUCUUUCUCUGAUGAAGAUGAUAUGACGAGUAUCUCAGAGAGUGAUGUCAUCUACACCUUCCAGGCUCCACCCCUCUUCACAAGAGGAGGCUCCAUGCGAUUCUCAGGGUUCCAUCACUCCCUCCCUUCCUCGCCAUACACUGCAGAGCCUGAAGGUCACAGGUUACCACCCUCAGGGACGUUAUCGUCAGAAUUCUUGAAUCAGGGUGGUUCUUCAAAGAUCCUCCUGUUAAUCUGCAAUGUUGCUGGGUCUGGCCAACAAGCUACAAGGUUUGGGCCUCCAAUCCUGAUGAGAGUAGAAAGGACUCUGUCUUGGGAUCAUCUACAACAGAGUGUCUGCAAUAAGCUUUACUUAUUUCAGAAAAAUACAAUCAUAAAGACUACUCAACUGUUUAGGAUUUGUGUGGUGGGUGGGUCGGCUUCCUGCAGUUACCUGUCUCCCCACGACAGCAGACCUCUGUGCCACCCAACCGUGGACAGGGCCCUGAAAUUAUGCGGCCCUGGUGGUCCUCUGCACGUGAAGCUUGUGAUUGAAUGGGAGAACAGAAUCAAAGAAUGUCUCUUUGGUAACAUUCAAGAGGAAGUUAUUGAGGAUGCAGAGAGUGUGAGAAUCCAGCAGCAGAAUCAUGUACAGCAGCACAGCUGCACGCUGGAUGAGUGUUUUCAGCUCUACACUAAAGAGGAGCAGCUGGCGCCAGAUGAUGCGUGGAAGUGCCCCCACUGUAAGCAGAUGCAGCAGGGGAUGGUGAAGAUGAGCUUAUGGACCCUGCCUGACAUCCUCAUCCUGCACCUCAAGCGUUUUCGCCAGGUGGGCAAACGGCGAAACAAGCUCUCCACCCUCGUUCGCGUUCCGAUAAGUGGUCUGGAUAUGACUCCCCAUGUGGUGAAACGCAGUCAGAGCAUGAAGAAUCUGGCCCCGUGGCCUGCAACUUGGAAACAUGGAGAUACUGACUUCCUUUAUGACCUGUAUGCAGUCUGUAACCACCACGGAGGCAUGCAUGGAGGCCAUUACACAGCCUAUUGUAGGAACUCCGUGGAUGGCCACUGGUACAGUUAUGACGACAGCAGUGUGGAGAUUGUGCCAGAGGAGGAACUGUGCACACGAGGGGCAUAUAUCCUGUUCUACCAGAGAAGAAAUGUCAUCCCACCCUGGUCCGCCAACAGCUCGGUCAGAGGUUCCACCAGCUCCUCUAUGUCAGAUCACUGGCUCAUCCGUUUGAAUGGUGACAGUAAAAGAGGAAGUAUGGUAUCACGGUCUUCCACAACAUGCCCUUCUUCCAUCCCAGACUCCCCAGAGUCUCCCGUCUUUCACAAUGAACCCUCAAUGGAAGAGAGAGUGUCUCUAGGUGGUUUUGAAAGGAGACCUUUAGUGCGAGGAAUCCAAGGGCGUAGCGCAAGCAUGAAAAGUCCAACCAAGACCAAAAUGCUCCCACUGCGAUGGUCCUUUGGAAACAAAGACCGCCACAAACCUGCCCAAGCUCCUGGCCAGGCUCCUGCAGAGCUGGUGGAGUAUUUAGAGUCUGGCAGAAGGCCAAGAUGCACCAAAGACCCCAUUGUCGCCCUAAUGACUCGACCUUCCGAUAAAGAAAGCGGUAAAGAAGAAGAUACGAAAAAAUCCACAGCCAAAUCUUCAAGCCACAGCAGCCUCGGACCUCCAGAGUUUCUCAAAAUACCACGGGGUCAAGAAAGAAGUAGCUCAGAGAAAGCAAUGGGCCAACAACCCAGCAGCAGCAGUAGACCAAGAGAAGAUGGAACUUUGACUAGACGGAGCAGCAGAAAAUCAAAACAGGACAAAUCACAGUCCAGAAACAGCUCCGGCACAGGGAUCCAAUCCAGUUCCAGUGGUCCAAGCGGGUGGGAAACAGCGCAUAGGGAUGAUCCAGGCGAGGAGCGACACCAUCUGGAGGAGAAACAGAGAAAGGGGCAGGAGACAAAACAUCACGACAGUGUCUUUGCUUUUCUUAAAGGUGGUUUCAUGAAGAAAGACUCGCUUCGGAGGUCUCGAGACAGUGAAUCUGUGAAAAGGGGUGACGCAGAUGUGAAAAGCCCAUCUGGAGUUUCACUCUCCAAUGGGACACACAAAAGAACUUCAGAAGGUAAAGCUAAUAGCACUAACCAAGUUCGUAGCAGACUCGGAGAUGAAUUUGCAAAUGGCAAGGUGAGUCGUGGGUCAUCAGACAUCAAACGCUCACAAAGUUCUUCCAAUAUUCAAAGCAAGUCCGAUCUAAGCUUAAGAAGGACGGCAUCGCUACACAGGAACGGCACGUCAGCGGCUCAGCCGCAGAGCAUUCCUAUGGACAGGGGCUCUCAGAACACCCUGCAACGCACACGCUACAGCACAAACUCACUGGGUAGAAAGAAGGCAGUCCCUGAAUCGAGCUUCUGAGACUUACACCCAAAUAUCACAACAACGUAGCAAAUAUCUAAAAGCCCACGUAAGAACUAUGUUAAGAAAGUAAGGUUUGAAAUGAUGGCAGCACACUAUGAAGUUGCACAUACAUUUGGAAUAAGUGGAUGAUAUUUUUGUUCAUUUUUCUCUGCUUUUAUGAAGUGCCUCUGAACCAGAGCUAUUUUUUAGAUUUUUGUCAGAUUGUGUUUUGGCACUGGAAGUACAUUACACACUGGCCUCUGCACCAUGAUUUUGAAUUGAAAAAUUAUUUGCCUCGGAUUUGAUUUUUAUGUGCCACUAAAUAGAUUUAUCACCUGUAAUACAUGAAGGGAAUCGCUAUAUAUAUAACUUUUAUGAUUCUGUAGAUUGUACUGACUGGCUGCUAACCUCUCAUGGGUUUUCAUGACAUUUAUCAAAGAUGUCAGUUCUUGCACUUUCAGUGAAUUUAUUGCACCACUGUCUGACUUAAUCGUGCUCUCAGACCAAAACAUAAAGCUUAUUAAUUUUUGCUUGCUUUGCAGUAUGCAUUAAGACAUUUACAAAUUUGUAUUAUAAAAUUAUCUUUAAAAAGUAUGAAAUCUAACAGAAUCUAAAGGGGUGAGAUAUCUUUCUAAUGCUCUAUCACAUAUGUACAAGGAUGGCAUGUUGACAACACAAUGUAUUAGACAGAACACCUUAGUAAAACAUUGUCAUUCUGAAAAGCACAAUCACAACAACCUCACCUUAUCACCAGUGGUUUAAUCCAUCACCUAAACCUAGUUUGAAUGCAGUAACAAGAACCUGAUUAACUUAAAGGAUAGUACACCAAAAAAUGUAAAUUGUCAUUGUUUUCUCACCCUCAUGUUGUUCCAAACAUGUUUGACUUUUUUCAUUAAUAGACCACAAACAAGAGAUGUUAAGCAGGAUGUCCAUGCUGCUCUUUUCCAUUCAAAGAAAGUUAAUGGUAACCAGCAACUAUCAAGCUCCAAAAUGAUGACACCAUUAAGCCUUUAAAGCCUAUUUGAUACAUUUAAAUUACCUCUAAAUUAUCUAUAUAAUCAAAACAUCACUAACAAACCUGUUCUAAGUUCAACACAAUCUUCUGCCCUCUGAUUGAUAGUAUGUGCUUUUUAGCAAGUACAAGGCCUUUUAGUAUAAUUGUAAAAACUGUCCACCUUCUGUUCGUGGUACAUGUCUUUUUGCUGUGAAAUCUGGAUUCUUAUAAAGUAAAUUUAAGAAUUACAUUUAUAGUGUUAUUAAUGUUUCAAUACUGGACUGAAGUUAGGUUUACACACACACAAGUAUUAGUUAAUAAUGAUAGUCUUAAAUAGACUAAAUAGAAAGUGCUUUUUUUUCUCACACAAAUUCAUCAUAUGGCUUCAGAACACUUGACAUUUAUCAGACUUGUAAGAUGGGCUACUUUUAGUGUGCUGUUUGAUAUAUUUGUAGGUUGACACCCCCAGUCAUCAUUGACUUUCAUUGUAUGAAAAAGAGCAGUGUG